Molecule: messenger RNA, 2684 nt
Organism: Mustela erminea (ermine)
Lineage: Eukaryota; Metazoa; Chordata; Mammalia; Carnivora; Mustelidae
Gene: VAX1
Product: ventral anterior homeobox 1
Exons: 3
Coding region: 42-1046 (334 amino acids)
Biological process (GO): central nervous system development; brain development; neuron differentiation
Molecular function (GO): DNA-binding transcription factor activity, RNA polymerase II-specific; DNA binding
Source: RefSeq, a predicted model, not a curated record
CUUUCUUUUCUUUUCUUUCUUUUCUUCCCCCCCCCCCUCCUAUGUUCGGGAAACCAGACAAAAUGGACGUUCGGUGCCACUCGGACGCAGAGGCUGCCCGGGUCUCGAAGAACGCGCACAAGGAGAGCCGGGAGAGCAAGGGUGCGGACGGGAACCUCUCCGCCGCCUUCCUCAAGGAGCCGCAGGGCGCCUUCUCCGCGUCGGGUGCCGCGGACGAUUGUAACAAAAGUAAAUCCAAUUCGGCCGCCGACCCGGAUUAUUGCCGCCGGAUCCUGGUCCGAGAUGCCAAGGGCUCCAUCCGAGAGAUCAUCCUGCCCAAGGGCCUGGACCUGGACCGGCCCAAGAGGACGCGCACGUCUUUCACUGCGGAGCAGCUCUACCGGCUGGAGAUGGAGUUUCAGCGCUGCCAGUACGUGGUGGGCCGAGAGAGAACCGAGCUCGCCAGGCAGCUUAACCUCUCCGAGACCCAGGUGAAAGUCUGGUUCCAGAACCGGCGCACGAAGCAGAAGAAGGAUCAGGGCAAGGACUCGGAGCUGCGCUCGGUGGUGUCGGAGACGGCGGCCACGUGCAGCGUGCUGCGGCUGCUGGAGCAGGGCCGACUGCUGUCGCCGCCCGGCCUCCCCGCGCUGCUGCCGCCUUGCGCCACCGGCGCGCUCGGCUCGGCGCUCCGCGGGCCCAGCCUGCCUGCCCUGGGCGCCGGAGCCGCUGCCGGUUCGGCCGCCGCCGCCGCGGCCGCCGCCCCGGGUCCCACCGGCGCCGCGUCCCCGCACCCGCCGGCCGUGGGCGGCGCUCCGGGCCCCGGGCCCGCUGGGCCAGGCGGACUGCAUGCGGGCGCGCCGGCUGCCGGCCACGGCCUCUUCAGCCUACCGGUACCCUCGCUGCUCGGCUCGGUCGCCAGCCGCCUCUCCUCCGCCCCGUUGACAAUGGCCGGUUCGCUGGCCGGAAAUUUGCAAGAACUCUCCGCCCGGUACCUGAGCUCCUCGGCCUUCGAGCCUUACUCCAGGACCAACAAUAAAGAAGGGGCCGAGAAAAAAGCGCUGGACUGAUUUUAAGUGUUUGCCUGUAUUUAUAUUUAUAGUAUCUAUUGUGGUGAUAUUUAUGGACUCGCGUAUUCGGCGCCCGAGGCUCCUGUGCUGGGCUUCCGGCCCCCACGAGGCCUCUGACAGUUCUCCUUCCCCACUAGUCUCUGCCACCAAUCAUAUUUUGGGCUACUUUUUUCUACCUUUCCACCGUGCCCCCCAGCCCCGCCCCAACUUCCUUCUGAAUCCAGGAGAAUCCAAAGAAUUGGGGGAAAUAACCGAAUUAGCCACCUGAUGUCCCAACCGAUGCCUAGCCCUGGAGGGCAAAGACUGGUUCUAAGUCAAAGCCCGGGACCCCUGCUCUAGAUCGGGCCGCUGCUGCCUUUGAUGAUUCUUACAAAUAUUGAAAGAGCAAAGCUGCACGCAGACCCCAGGGGCUGAAAAGGCUGGUGGGUUUCGUUAGACCAAAAAGGAAGACGCUCCUUCCUCUCGCAAGAGAAACCAGGGCUUCGGGGAGCCCCUGGGCCCCACUUUUUGGACUGCUUGGAAGAGCCGGUGCACACGCAGCUUUCUGGCUGGACAACUCCUGCCGAUUUUUUUCCCCUUUUAGAGAAACAACAAUCACUACCGCCCCCGACCCCAGGAGAUCCACCAAACAUCGAGGUAGACAACGGUGGUAAAACAUUUUAUCUAAUCAGCAAUAAAGCAAGAGUCGUAAUUACCACGUAAAACCAGAUGAAGUGAAACUAGUUUUUAAAUACUCUCAACAAGCGAGUUUGGAAGGUUUAAGAGAAUUCAGGAUAGGGAUUGCUCCACAGGCCCAAGCAAAAUUCCAGUUCCGGGUGUUAUGACUUUAAAUAGGAAUUUAAAAGGAAAAAGAGAAAGAAAGAAAAAAGCCAACGCUGCGAAAGAAAGAAAAUUCAGAAUCUUUUCUCCGAGGCUGUUCCAGGGCCGUGGCCGACAGCUUCAGUCUCCUCAGGGAGAGAGAGCAGGGCGGCUGCCUGCGGAAGCUUCUCCCCACCAAGCUCCUUGACCCGUGGCUUCUGGGCAGAAUCGCUGGGUUUGGAAACGAAUCCGUGCCCUUUGCCUCCUCUUCCCCACUCCCGGAUUCACUGAACCCUUCCAGAACGCUGGAAACGCCCGGAUUUCUUCGAGGACCCGGUGACAGGGACCGAGCCCCAGCCCGCAGCGCUGCCCGGCCUCCUGCGCGGUGGUCUCUGUAUUCACAUCAGUUCCCUGCGUGAACAGGAAAGGCAUCCUUCCCUACAUGCCACCCCUCAAAAACCCCAGGGUUUCCGCGGUCACAAGUCAGAAACCCGGACGGCGACACUGUCACAGCCUCAUCCCUUACCUGAGCAACAACCACUGUCCCCGCAGCCACGGCUACGCGCAUUUUAACCAAAACCACAGACCUAGCCGGCGAGGUGCCGCAGUGUCUAGAAUGUAAUUCCUUCAUCCGAAGCGAGCGCAGAGCAUUUUUAAAAUAGUAAUUUUAUUGUAAAUUAUUUACGUCGGAAGCUUUUUUUUUUUCCUUUUUUCUUUUCUUUUAGGAAAUAGUGAAGAAAAUAAUGAACGAUUCAAACGCGGGUAGGUGUCACUGAAUUCUGGCUACUAACUCUGUUCUGAAUGUUUUGGAUAUUUGGAUGUUUUGUAUUUAUGUGGUGA